Varroa destructor (honeybee mite) is the source of this 1441-nucleotide messenger RNA. RefSeq lists its product as uncharacterized. The record is from RefSeq and is a predicted model, not a curated record. NCBI's taxonomy places the organism in Eukaryota, Metazoa, Arthropoda, Arachnida, Mesostigmata, Varroidae.
AGGCCGUUAAAGUGAUGUUGUUUCCUUGUCUAAUUUCAGGAAUAGCCUUCUACUUUUUUCGGACAUCCACAGCAGACGCACAGGGUAUGAUGGAAGUCGCAGAAAAAGUCAAAGGUGUGCUAUCCAAAGGCCGCACGGCUGUCGGGGUUGCAGUCAAAUUUGUACCUUGUUUCAAACUCGUUGCUGAAAUACAGGGUAACAUGAAAAAGGUUGGUUAUAACGCGAAAGGUUUAAGGAUCUGUCUGGACAGGGCGAUUCCGAAGGAUGAAGAAAUUCAGGGUAGAGAAGAUCAGAUGGUUACGAGGGAAGAACUGCGCACUAAGGUUAAAAACUGUAUCACGGCUAUGAUCGCAGCAGCAAGAGGCAAGGACGAUAUUGAGGAAGACAUGCUUACCGAUAUAAAGGACUGCUUCAUGAACGCGGCCCAAUCAUUGAGUGCUUUGACAGGAGGCGAUGACGGAGAUAACGCUGGCGGAGAGGGCCACCGCCGUUGAAAGCAAGAAACAAGGACUAUUAACGUCAACGAUACUUCGGCAGAAUGAAGACCUGUGGCAACGACCACAUAAUCUUCAAGGGAUUAUGCUUCAGGCUAAGCGCAAAGCAUUUGCCGUAUGGAAAAACCAUAAUCUAUCACAGAGUACCAGACAAACUCGGUUUACCCAAAAAUGGAUCGGCCGUAAAUUUAGUUUGAACUAUUGUCUAUAAAAUGAGCUUUACAGAUGCCCUCGUCUGGGGGACAUGCCUGCAGAGCUACUAAAAUCGUCUCAACGCAGUUGUCUGUAUAAGUUAGUGUUCCAUGUAUUUAGAUUUUCGAUAAAUUGAAAUAAAUAAAGCUAAUUAAUACUAUACAACCAAUAAAUUUACUUCACGACGUAAGAAAAAGCAAAAUGGGCAUGUGAUUAUUAGUUGAUUUGCAAGAGAAAUUGAGCUGACUAUGUAAUGUUGUAUAAUAGGCUGGCUGCAUGUGACCACAUACUAUUACAAUUUCGUUGCUACAAGUACAGACACGGAUCGACCUCGUCUGUUCGAUUGCAUACUUUCUCUAGGUAAAAUAUACGUUACUAAAUUAGCUACUUCCUCUCCAGCACUAUCUAUACAUAUCAGUUCUGCCACCAAAGACCUUUGUUUAUGAAUACCAUUCUACAUGUAAAAUGAAUAGUUCCUUAAUUUUUAAUGGUUAUCCUUUCAGAAGUUUGGUAUUGCUCUGAUUAAAUUUAACAGAAAAGCCUUUAUACCUUCAAAGCUAUAGUCCCUUGAUUUAUCUUUUGGAUGAACCAUAUUUCAGUUGUUUUUAUGCCUUCUGUUCUUAAGACACACGCGAUAUUACCUCAGACAUCAUUGUCUUAGUGCUAAACAAUGUCAAUUAAAUCGAAUUUUCAGUUGAUUGACAGCAAUAGUUCAAGUGGCUAGGAUAGGCCAUCUAUUGUGGCUAAUUAGCCAC